AUGAGAACCAUACAUAGAAAAUGUGACACAGAGAAGUUAGUCAUGAAUACCAUACAUAGAAAAUGUGACACAGAGAAGAUAGCCAUGAGUACCAUACAUAGAAAAUGUGACACAGAGAAGUUAGCCAUGAAUACCAUACAUAGAAAAUGUGACACAGAGAAGUUAGCCAUGAGAACCAAACAAAGAAAAUGUGACACAGAGAAGUUAGCCAUGAAUACCAUACAUAGAAAAUGUGACAAAGAGAAGAUAGUCACGAGUACCAUACAUAGAGAUUGUGACACAGAGAAGAUAGCCAUGAGUACCAUACAUAGAAAAUGUGACACAGAGAAGUUAGCCAUGAAUACCAUACAUAGAAAAUGUGACACAGAGAAGAUAGCCAUGAGAACCAUACAUAGAAAAUGUGACACAGAGAAGAUAGCCAUGAAUACCAUACAUAGAAAAUGUGACACAGAGAAAAUAGCCAUGAAUAUCAUACAUAGAAAAUGUGACACAGAGAAGUUAGCCAUGAAUACCAUACAUAGAAAAUGUGACACAUAG
Molecule: messenger RNA, 537 nt
Organism: Ylistrum balloti
Lineage: Eukaryota; Metazoa; Mollusca; Bivalvia; Pectinida; Pectinidae
Product: salivary glue protein Sgs-4-like
Exons: 1
Coding region: 1-537 (178 amino acids)
Source: RefSeq, a predicted model, not a curated record